GCGCGCAUGCGCAGUGGUGUGAGUUUUGUUUGAAGUGAAUUGCUGCCUGGAACUGCCCUGGAAGCUGCAAAGUCGCCCAGCUUUUGGUUUUUAACAGCAUAUGUUUGUGGUUUCCUCAGGUGUUGUUCGCGUUUCAUGCAUCGCAGAGACGAUGUUAGGCCACCAUUACCAGAACGCGGACAAGUCGCAGCAACUAGUCAACUAUGUGGAGGAUUACCUGGAAUGUGUGGAGUCCCUGCCUCUGGACAUACAAAGAAACGUUUCUCUGCUUCGAGAAAUUGAUGCAAAGUAUCAAGAGGUGCUGAACGAGGUGGACGAAGUGUUUGAGAAAUACAAAGGCGAACAGGACGCCGCUCAGAGGAAGCGGCUGCAGGUCCAGCUGCAGAGGGCGCUGAUCCUCAGCCAGGAGCUGGGCGACGAGAAAAUCCACGUAGUGACUCAGAUGACGGAGCUGGUGGAAAACCGCUCCCGCCAGAUGGACUCUCAUUCGCUCUGCCUCCAGGAGCCCAGCGAAGCCGAGCGGAUCAACCCCGAGCGCCGAUCCAGCAUCCAGGAGUCCCCGACCCCCGAGCGCACCUCCAACCGCCGCCCGAGACGCCCGCGCAACAGCGAGAGCCGCGACUCCGCCCAGCUGUCCGCCAACGGCUCGCUGGUGGACGACCCCGCGGACGAACUGCCCCUGCCCCCGCCGCGGGAAAAGAAAUCCAAGUCGUCCAAGAAGAAGAAACGUAAAUCCAAGCAGGAGCGGGACGCCUCGCCGGUGGACUUCACCAUCGACCCCAACGAGCCCACCUACUGCCUCUGCGAGCAGGUGUCCUACGGCGAGAUGAUCGGCUGCGACAACGAGCAGUGCCACAUCGAGUGGUUCCACUUCUCCUGCGUGGGACUCACCUACAAACCCAAGGGGAAGUGGUACUGCCCCAAAUGUAGGGGGGACAACGAAAAAACUAUGGACAAAAACCUGGACAAGAACAGAAAGGACCGCAGGUCCAGGUAGUGACUCCUGGAGGAGGUCCGGGCGCCGCUUUAGGAGCACAAAUCUACGGCGAGCAGCAGGAAUGGAGGAACUGGUUCUGCUGGAGCAAAGCUGCCCUCUUCCACACAAACACUCUUUGAUUCUUCUUAAAAUUUGCUUUUGUUUUCCUUUGAAGUUUGAAGACGAUGGAAGCUUCCUGAUCUUAACGUGGGUCGGGUUUUCUUUAUGUUGAAAGUUUUCUCUUAUUUGAAUCUUCAUACGCCUGGAAAGUAAAGGGUUAAUAAGAGACUCGUAAUUUAAUUUAGGUGAAGCGUGGUUGAUGGGGGAUUGAUAUAAAAAUAUGUUUGUGGGGUUUUUUGUGGUUUUCUAUCACCAUCAUGUAUAUUUCAUUUUAUACCCAUUAAAACAACCAGUGACCACUAA
Messenger RNA from Cyprinodon tularosa, 1399 nucleotides. RefSeq names its product inhibitor of growth family, member 2 (gene ing2). Gene Ontology annotation, cellular component: nucleus. The record is from RefSeq and is a predicted model, not a curated record. The coding region runs from base 101 to 997 and encodes 298 amino acids. The transcript is spliced from 2 exons. Gene Ontology annotation, biological process: positive regulation of DNA-templated transcription. Lineage: Eukaryota; Metazoa; Chordata; Actinopteri; Cyprinodontiformes; Cyprinodontidae.